Molecule: messenger RNA, 2666 nt
Organism: Rhinopithecus roxellana (golden snub-nosed monkey)
Lineage: Eukaryota; Metazoa; Chordata; Mammalia; Primates; Cercopithecidae
Product: ribosome biogenesis protein BMS1 homolog
Exons: 8
Coding region: 1049-1564 (171 amino acids)
Biological process (GO): ribosome biogenesis; maturation of SSU-rRNA from tricistronic rRNA transcript (SSU-rRNA, 5.8S rRNA, LSU-rRNA); endonucleolytic cleavage of tricistronic rRNA transcript (SSU-rRNA, 5.8S rRNA, LSU-rRNA)
Cellular component (GO): nucleus; 90S preribosome
Molecular function (GO): GTP binding; U3 snoRNA binding; GTPase activity
Source: RefSeq, a predicted model, not a curated record
AGGGCUAUGGGGCACCCCCAGAACGCGAGAUCUCCCUGGUCUGUCAUCUUUAUAGAGGAGGAAGUGGACUCCCAAUCAGCCAUAGUCCAUUCGCACCGGGUACGGUGGCUCCGGGGCGGCCAGAACCAAAUGUGUCUCCUUCUGGCUUUUGCACGGCAUCACGUAACCCGCGCCAGUCCGCACAGCUGCCCUGGCCUUCGGGGAGGACUGGGGCGAGCGCAGUGCACGCUGCUAGGGAGUCCCACCGCGGGAGUUGAGGCGGCGGAUUCCGAGAGCGGGGUGGGGCUGAAUCCGGAGGGAGCCGGUGGAAGGCACUGCGCAGACGGCGCCGGCGCCCGCACUCAGCUGUUUACUAGUCUUUCUUCCAGCUCUCCCCUGAAAGUGGUCCAGGCGGCGGUCUCUUUUUCUCUGCCUUUUUGUUUCCCCCCGGCGAGUCGGCACGAGGGUGAAUUUCCGUUUCCGGCGGUGUCCAAGUGGACCUAAGGAGUCGUAGUUGUGAGCAGGUUCGGUGCCGCGGGCUGCGGUAGGCGGCGGUGGGGUCCCUGGCUCUGGGGCACUGGGAAGAUCGCGAGUCUUGCGCGUGAAAAGGUCCUUCCCCGGUCCUCCGGAUCAUCUUUGCUCCCGAGGAGCAGCAUAUUUAGCAUCUGCCGGAGGUUAGAGUUACUUGUUAUUGGUAAGUAGCCACUAUGGAGACUAAGGACCAGAAGAAACACAGAAAGAAAAACAGUGGACCAAAGCUGCAAAGAAAAAGAAGCGGCAUCUGCAGGAUCUCCAGCUAGGAGACAAAGAUGCCGGGAAGAGAAAUCCCAAAGCUUUUGCAGUUCAGUCUGCUGUUGGAUGGCUCGAUCACAGGACUAAGGAUUUGAAGACAAAAAAGCAUCAUAUUCCAAUGGUUGAUCAAACUCCACUAGAGCCCCCAUCAAUAGUGGCCAUGGUGACGGGGCCUCCGAAGUUGGAAAGAGCACUUUGAUACAAUGCCUCAUUCGGAACUUCACCCAGCAGAAGUUGACCGAGAUCACAGACCCUGUGAUGGUCGUGUCAGGUACUGAUGCUUAUAGAUGCCAGCUUUGGGUUUGAAAUAGAAACCUUUGAGUUUCUAAACAUCUGUCAAGUACAUGGCUUUCCUAAAAUUAUGGGAGUUCUCACCCACCUCGACUCCUUCAAGCAUAAUAAGAAACGAAAGAAGACAAAGAAGCGAUUAAAACACAGAUUCUGGACAGAAGUUUACCCGGGUGCCAAGGUGUUCUACCUUUCUGGAAUGGUGCAUGGAGAAUAUCAAAACCAAGAAAUCCACAAUCUGGGCCGUUUUAUUACAGUUAUGAAGUUUAGGCUUCUCACAUGGCAGGCUUCUCACCCUUAUAUCCUGGCAGACAGGAUGGAAGAUUUGACAAACCCAGAGGAUAGCCGAACAAACAUCAAAUGUGACCGGCAGGUGUCACUUUAUGGUUAUGUAAGAGGAGCACACUUGAAAAAUAAAAGCCAAAUUCACAUGGCAGGAAUAGAAGAUUUUGCCAUGCAUGACAUCAGUUUCCUCCCAGACCCUUGCGCUCUUCCUGAACAAUGAAAGAAGCGCUGUUUAAAUGAGAAGGAGAAGCUGGUUUAUGCGCCUCUUUCUGGAGUUGGGCGAGUGCUGUAUGACAAAGAUGCUGUCUAUGUUGACCUUGGUGGCAGCCAUGGUUUUCAGGCAUCGGACGAGGUGGGGCCCACCCAUGAGCUGGUCCAGAGUCUCAUCUCCACUCACUCCACCAUUGAUGCCGAGAUGGCUUCAAGUCGGGUGACGCUGUUUUCUGAUUCCAAGCCACUUGGGUCAGAGGCUAUAGAUAAUCAAGGGGAAGUCGGCUUUUUUUCUAUUUUUAAUGAAAAGAUAUACUACAGAAGAUCAUAUCACCUGUAAUUCUGCCAUCAUAACACAUUUUGGUGGGAUUCAUUCUAUGUUGUUUUGUUUUUCUUUGUGUGUGCAUAUGUCUCUGAGGGCUCUUCACUUACCUGACAUUACAAGGGAGGCUUUUCUAGAAAUAAAAUACAGGAUGCAUUUUUCAACAGACCCCAAAUGUUCCUCAAAUACCACGCCAUCUUCCAUAGGUUGCUUUCUUGUUUUUUAAGAGACCUGAAGCCACUUGGCUUUCUUUUGGUGGCCAAAACACUAGAGGAGAGUCAGGGAGUUUGUGGCUGUCCAGAAGCCACAUGCCUUGUCUCUGAAAGUUUUAUUUAGAUUAUGUUGUAUUAUCUCCCAUGGGUAGGUUUCCACUGAUGUAUGGCUUAUGUGAAUUAUUUUUCAGCCUGGGUUAAGCAUUUGUAUACCUUUGUAAUUAGUGGAUGUUUGCAAAACAUUGGUUUUGUUGUAUUGAUUUGUGACUCCCAGUAAAAUUUAUCUGAAAAUUUUGAGACAAUCGAGUAUGUAAUUUGUUACAGUGUGCAUAAACUACCUACCACAGUGCCUGAGAUAACGAGUGUUAUUAGCUAUUUUCAUUUUUGCAUAUCCUGCUAGUUGUAUACAAGAAUACUAUCUUCUAAUACAGUUACAGGUAAAAUACAUAAUUUUAUUUCUAUAUUCUGAGCAUUUUUUUUCUAUACAGUCUUUAUGUAGUCAUCCUUUUGUUGUUACCGGUGUUUUUUUGUUAUUGUGGUUUCUUUGUUUUUGUUUUUGUUUUGAGAUAAGGUCUCAC